UUAUCGGCUUCUUUGGAAAAUUGUUCUGUAUGAGUGAAAUUAAAUGUCCAUGUAUUAUUACACUUUUCAAAUAACUUAUUGUAAAUAUUUAUGAAAAUGAAUUCUAUUAUAAAUUCGUGGCACACUAACGGCGAAGAAGCCAUAAUUAAUAAAGAAAAUGAAACGGGUGAUAAACACAAAUUUGGUGCUGAACCGAUUAAAAAUCAAAUGCCUUCGAAAUUAUUAAAGUUUACCGUGAUGCCGAAACAUUUACAAUUUAAUCCUUUCGUGUAUACCGGUUAUCGACCACAAAUGAAUUCUUGGGAAUGUAUUAUGAGCCUUACUUAUUUACAUAAUGAAACUCUCAAUAUUCUAACACAUGGGUUACCACUUCUGUAUGCCCUUUGGAGCCUACCUAAACUGCUGCCAUGGAAUGAAAUGCCACUGCCAAUUUUACCUUAUUUUCAUGCAGCAGCAACUGUAUGUCCUUGGCUCGGAAGCUCUAUUUAUCACUUGUUUAUGAAUCAUCAUUCAGGAGUAAAAACUUAUGAGCGUUUACUACAAUGGGAUGUUGCAGGUGUUUGGGUUACUCAAAGUUGUGGAGGUUUUUCUUCAAUAUUUGUUGGUACCAUGUGCCUACCAUGGCCAAUAAGAUAUCUGUUGUUACUUAUUUACAUUUCAUUUGCAAUAAAAGCAUUACAUGCUGCAGUAUAUGCUACGGGACCUUGGCAGCGCAGAAUCAGUUUUGCUGCCAUGUUCAUCAUGCGUCUCCUUAUCCUGUGUUUACGUUAUACACCAUAUGGAGGUGGACACCCUGAGGCCUUAUAUCAUGUUUUCAUGCAAGACUUCUGGUCACUGGUUGGUGCUGUAAUAAGUGCAUCACAAAUACCAGAGAGAUGGUUGCCUGGAAAGUUUGACUAUGCAUUUAACAGUCAUAAUAUUAUGCAUGUUCUUGUAGUAUUGGGAGGCCUUCAUAUGCAUUGGGCAGUGCAGAAGGACUUCCUGUGGGUUGCUAAAAACCAGUGUCCUAAAUAAAGCAUGCCUUAUUGCAGGGUUUCAAAUUAAAACUUUUACACUUUUGUCUCCUCUAGAAUUUUUGUUCUUUUUCUAUUUAUUUCUGCUUAUAUUAUCAAUACAUGUAUCUAAUAUUGAAAAGUAUUUAGUAUUAUAACUAUGCAAACAACAGAUUUGUAGUUAAACUAUUAAAUAUGAAAGUGUGCCUGCUGUUUCUGGAAUUUCAAGAGUUAACUUUUAUUUUUAAUUAUUUCCUCUGCAUUCUUUCUGAAAUGGUUAAAUCUAUUUACCAAAAAGGGGGAGAUACUAGACUAGUAGCAAAAAAAAAAAAAAAAAACUUUGUAAUUCCUUAAAUUUUUUCAAUAUAAUAGGUGGCCUAAGUUCUUGUACCAUGUAUCUAAAGGAAUACUUAUUUCUUCUCAUCUAUAAAUUUUAUCACUCAUUAUCUUGUUUUUUUGUUUUUUUUAAUCAUGAUUCAUUACUUUAUUAAUAUAACAGAUUUUAGAAUAUUCAUUGUUUCGUGAACAAACAUUUUUGUUCCAAAAAAAAGUAAAUACAAACAUCUUCAUGUAAAUUAAUAUUUCAUCAACAUAUAUAUGAUUUUUUUUUUUUUUUUUGAUGCUGAUGAUUUAAAGAAUUAGUGAGCAUUUAAAUGUAUUGUAAUGAAACUGAUUUAAUGAAUCAUUUAAAAGUUUGCCAAUUAUUGCAUGAAUUCUAAUCUUUGUGGCAUUUCAAAAACAUUUUAAGGAACUACAAAGUGGUUUUACAUUUAUUAUAAAAAUUAUGUUUAAUUAAAUGUAGUAAGUUUUUUUUUUUUUUUUACACAUUUAAUGUUACUGGAAAGUGUGAAUUUGUUAAUUUUAAACUCUGCAUUUAAAUAAUUGCACAAGAGUAUUUACUUAUAGUCUACUUCAUAAUAUUUUAUGAGAAAUUCAACUAUCACUGGCCCACAAUGUAAAUCAAAUCCUUCCAUAUACACUAAGCACAAAUUUGUGUUUUAGAUAUUAUUUUGUACUGUACUAGUAAUUAUUCUGUUUCAUAAACUUAUGAUGUAAUAUUAUGUGAGGUGUAAAUAGUUUAUUCAUAAUAUGUUUUAUAUAACUGUAAAUGACAUAACAUAAUGAAUAUUAUAAAUAUCAUACCUGUCAGUAAAGCUGAGAAGUGAAGAACUUAAAGCUGAGAUGAUUAAAAGAAGUUUUUUUAACGUUAAAUGAAUUUAUUCAUUCGUGAAUUUCAAAAAAGGGAAAAAAUGUUUUCCAUUUUCUUAAUAAGUAUAUAAUUAGCUUGCUUUUUCUUUGCUGGAAAAAAGUUAUUAUAUGGCACAAUCAUAUAAAAUUUAAAAUAUUUUUGAUUCGCACAAGCAAAAAUCUUUUUCUUAAAUCCUACUUUUCUGGCUUAAGUUUUAUGCGUUUGCAUGAAAUCGUUUUUAUGACCAAUGGGAGAAAAAUUUUUUGCUGACUUGAGUGCUUAUAGAUAAUAGUUAAAAAUUUUAAACACAUGUCCUUAUUGUUGUAGUUGAAAAGAAUGCCAUGUAUAUUUUUCUCCUUAAAUCAUGGCAGUAGAUUUGUUAUACCAGAUAUGAUGUGCAUUGUACAUAAAUAUUGGCUCCUAAGAAGUCAAAAUUUGGGUGCAUGUGAUUGUUGAAUUGUUAUAUUAGGUUAGAAAUAAAUUCUAACCAUGUUAUACUAUUUUAAUUGCAUUCAUUAAUAUUUAUCAACGAUUUUGUUAGUUGGUUAAUGAAUGCCUUCAAACCCCUAAAAUUUUACAUAUUUUAAACUGAUGCUCAGAAAUUUAUUUUAUUCAAGGUUCUGUGUGUAAUAUAUUGUUUUUCUUUUUAAAAAUAAAAAUAUCUACUUAAAGUCAGUUUUAGGUUGAAAAUGAAGCUAAGUAAAUUAUUUUUUCAAAAAAAUUAAUAAACCUUUAUGUGGAAGAAAUUAUUUUAAUUACCAGUAACUUGUAAGUUCAACAUAAUUUUGAUUUCAAAGGUUUAUUUAUUAAUUAUCUCAUUUAUAAAUUUAUGUUCAGUUUUCAAAGCACAAAUGUAAAAGCACCCUUAAUUGCAUUUAAUGCUCUCAUCACAUUAUUUAUCUCAUUGUAUUUCUGAACAAUCAUGGCCAUUUCUUUCAGAUUAUAGUAAAUUAUUUUAUAAUCCUAUAGCUCCAUUGCACAAUAUGUUGCAUAAAAAUAAUUUGUGUUGAAUUUAUUGUAUUUUAUGCCUUGCUAAUUAUUCUCAUAAUUAGAGAUUUGAAAUUGUAUAUUACUAAUUAUUUUUGUGUCCUUUUUAAUAAAUUCUCUGUACUUUGGGUUUAGAAAUUCCCAAUUAGCUCUCUUCAUUAAUUGAAUCUAAAUGGUAUUAUCAAGAAAUUGAUCUAGUCUCAUAAAAUAGUUGCAUGUGAAUGAUUUUUGUCAAGUGAUAAUUAAGGUAUACUUUGAAAAAUGGAAUACAGUUUUCCUUCCAAUUUUUUAGAAAGAAAUAGUAAAUACAUAUAUUGCUCAUACAUUUAACGUUUUUAAAAACACAGAUAGCCAUUAGCUAGUCAUAUUGCCAUUUCUUGGAUAGAUUUAGUUUUAUACAGGAAAAUAAAUAGAUAUUAGUAAAGUUUCUUGUUAUAUAUUUUCAUUUUUCUUAUGUGAUAUUUUAUUCUGAACUGUUAGUUCAUGACUUUUCCUUUUUUGUGAUAUGAAACAGUUAUUUCUACUUAUGUGAAUUACUUAUUUAUUCUGAAACUACUUAUUGAAUUGUAUGUAUGUUUAUAGCUUUGUUCACUUGGUUUUUGUUUAUUUAUUCUGUUAAUGAAAUUGUAAAUAUUUAUAAAAGAAAAUCAGGAUUUGGUAUGAAUGCAGAGAGAGAGUUGUAAUUAGUUAUCAAAUCAUUAUAAUUAUUUAUGGGACCACUCAAAGUUUAUGUAAAAAAGGUGAGAGUUACUAGUCACUGUGCUCAAUCUAAUUAUAUAUGAUUUAUGGUUAUAAACUUUUAUUUAACAUUUAAGUGUUGAGAAUCAUAGCAUAUUGAAUAAAAUGUGAAAGAACAAAUUAAGCAAAUUUGAUUUAAAAAUAAUUUUGGUCAUUUGUGUAAGUGGAUAGAAUGAGUGAUUUUAAAUGCUAUUCUGUGUAUGAAUUUUUAAGGAAAUAUCAUCGAGUGUAAUAUCAAGUACUGAUAAAGAUAUACAUGGAGCUUUUAAAGUAUGCAAUAAAUAUGACAGUACAAUCACAUGGAAUAUUUUGUAAGCUAAAGAAUUAAUUAUACCUUUGUAUGAAAUCCUGCGUUAGUGUUUCUUUAUUCUAUACUAUGAAGAGCAUCACAGUUGUUUCAUAUGAAUAUAGGUUAUUACUUUGAAAGCAUUUAACAUUUUUCACUGGGUAACUUUAUAAUAGAAAAAUAUAAUUGAUACUUGGAAACAUAAGAGUAUAUUUAAUUAUUCUAUCAUUUUAUGUGUAUUUAUUUAAAUUAAUUUUAUAUUAUUUUGCCAAUUUUUUAUGAUAGCAAAUUUAUUUUUUUAUUUCUUGAUUUCCUUUAAAAGCUUGAAACUUUGUAUUGUUAUCUAAAAGUUUAAAUUUUAUUAUACCAUACUUAAACACUAAAAUUCCUACACUUGUUGAUUAUAAUCCUAUUCAUUAGGUUUAUUAAAACACAACUGAACAGUUUUCAUACGAAUUUCAGAAUUAAAAAAUAAUAAUUUUUGUGUCCUCAAUAUCCUUUCAUCAAUGUGAAAUAAGAAAAUCAAGCUGAUUGACAAAUUCCAGAUUGUUUUUCAUGUGUUGUGUUUUUGUAUUCAUGUACUUUUCUAUGAAAUAUUACUCUAGUAUUCAGUAUUUAUAUUAGGUUUUAGCUUGUUUAGAGAGGAAAAAUAGAUUUUCAUAGAUAUUUUUCCACCUCUUUUCAUCAAAUUUAAUUUUUGAAUAAAAACUAAUCUGAAUUAAAUCGUUUCAUUAAUUCUCUAUUUUAAAGCAUUAUGUCCUUGUUUUAAUCUUUAGUCAUUCCUUUAAAAUUUAUGUAUUUAAUUAUUUUCUACUCUUAUUUUAGUAAAAUUAUGCUUGAACCAAAAAAAAGAUUAUUUUUUUAAAUAUAUUCUUUUUUAUGAAAAUAUUUAUGAUUCCAGAAGAUACAAUGUUUGAAACUGUUCUUUUUAUUUAUAAUAUUACAUUUCAUUUAAAUAAAAAAUGUUUACAUUUUUAGUUCUAACAUAAACUUAUUUUAUAUAUACUGUAUUAGCUGGCUUUUGUUUGUUCGUAUGUUUGCAGGCUGUUAAAAGAGAUGUACCACAAAAUAAUUAAUUCUUCUCCUCUGCCUUUAUCAGUCACUUCGUGUGUGAAGGGACAGAUCAAAUAUUACUGACAGAUAGCACAUUGGUAAUUAGAGGAGAUUGUGGGCUUUAUUUUCCUAUCGCUUAAUAAGAGGGGAAACUUUCCUUGUUUAUUUGUUUGAUUAAAAUUUUUACUUUAAGAUGAUGUUAGACACCUCUAUAUCUAUCUAUAAUCAAAAGAUUUAAAUUUUACUCUCCAUUUUGAAUUUAGAUUUACAUCAGUAACUUCCGAGUGUAACUCUGUCUACAAGUUGACCUACGUUUGCAGGUUAAUUUCAAAGUUCUCUGCUCAGGUUCUUCUUUCUUAAGAAACAAUUGUACAACAAAGUAAAGUAUUUAGGAUUUCUGUUGUUUGUCUUUCUGGAUAGGUAUUUAAUUUGUAAUUGUAUAUUUGCCAACUAUUAUCUAUGCCUUUAAGUUAACAAAAAAAUGUGAAAAAUACUAUACAAUCAUAUCUAUGACUAUAUCCCAAUGGCAUUCAUCGUAGGUGAAAAUAUGAAUUUUUUUUAGCUGUAAAAUUUCCAUGAAGUGAAAUUUUCAUAUAUAAGCUUAGAAUAUUUAUCAGUUAUUGGAAUACCAUAGCAUAAUAAACCAAAGUAAUAAAAGCAAUAUUAAUUUCUUUUUUUUUCUUUUGUAUCAAAAGAUUAAUAAAUAUUAUGAAAAUAUUCUAAUGCUUCUUGUGUAUUACUAAUUUUUUAAAAAAAACUUUAAUCAAUGAAUUUUAAUAGAACAUAUUUAUACUAAUUAUUACAUUCUGAACUUGGAAACUGUUCCAUUAUAAUAUUCAUAUAAGUUAAUUGGUUUUAAAUAAUCUAUUCUGUGUUCUUAUGCUUUCCUUAAAAAAAUAUAAUUAGCUGAUGAUUUGAUUGAGAAACAUGUAUAGUGUGAAUUGUUAAAUGUCAAAAAGUAAGCAAGUGUGCAGAAAAUGUUUGGGGUUUAAUUUUUUUAUUUCAUUCCGAACAAAUAAAUCUGCAGAAAGUAAGAAAGGCUGGUGAUAAUAAUAAUAAUAAUUAUUAUUGUUAUUAAGAGAAAGUGAUAUAUUUUACAUAAAGAAUAUCUAAUAGAAUGAUUUUGAAGGAAUUAAGCAAUUACUAGCAAAAACUGUGAUUACAUUAAAUGGUGUCUUAUGCAUAUGCAUAUGUGUAUGUGUAAUAAGGUGUUUGAUUAUAAGAAUUCAAUUGUUAAAAGUCAAAUAUGUGUUGUAUAUUAGCUCUUUAGGUUUGUUACAAAUUAGAAUUCUUGUUUUUAUGAAAGCAUUCCUGAUACAUGGAAUGUCUCUUAAAUAUAAAGCUCUAAAUGAGCUUCAUCCCACUUAGGCUAACAGAAAAUUAAUUUUGUAGCAUUCUGUAGGUAGUCAUUAGACAAUGCAUCCUGGGGGAAAUAAAAUGUCUGAAUGGUCAGCCAUCGGUAAUUGUUGCGACAUUUUAUGUGUCAUUUUAUUAAAAUCCAGCUUUCUUCUAGAGUAGCUUUGUUAAGCAUUUAGAAUGAGCAAAAUGUAGAGUUAUUUUACAUUUCCAUAGUAUUACUUUUUUACUAAAUUAUUUCUCAAUACAUAUGAAUUAUAAGGAUCUAUUUAUUAUUACUUUUAAAACUAUUCUGCUAAUAACAUUAGCAGUUUAGGUUUUUACUUUCAUAAAUUCCUGCUCUUUUUGCACUUAACCAUGUGCCUUAAGAAGCUAACUUAAUCCACAGUUUCUGAAAAAUAUAUAAAUUUAUUCUUUAGCACAAACUAUUUCAGAAAUCCUACUAGUGUGAUGAUACUGAAAUGUAUGUGUAAAUGAUUUGUCACACUAAAAAUGUUGUAACUUAUUAAAAUCAUUCUGAUUUGUUGUAACGUUUGAGUGUAAUGCAAACUUAAGUGCUUUAUCUUCAGUAUCCAUUAUUUAGCACUUAUGGAAGGACAAAUAGUUAGAUUAUAGCAUCUAUGCAAAUACAUUUGACUUCUUAUGCCUUUUAAGCCUACAGUACAAUAUAAACAUACUUCAUUAUAUUGCCAUUGUUGAUAUUUAGCAAAAGUGAUUGAAUUUUUUGUUGUUGUUUAUUUGUUCUUUAAAUGUGUUAUGUUUUCAACAUUCUCUUACUUUCAACUCAGCAAUUUAUACGCCAUUUUGAGUUAAUAUGCUUUAUUUAAUGUAUGUAUAAAUUCU
Molecule: messenger RNA, 7444 nt
Organism: Argiope bruennichi
Lineage: Eukaryota; Metazoa; Arthropoda; Arachnida; Araneae; Araneidae
Product: progestin and adipoQ receptor family member 4-like
Exons: 4
Coding region: 91-1014 (307 amino acids)
Cellular component (GO): membrane
Molecular function (GO): signaling receptor activity
Source: RefSeq, a predicted model, not a curated record